AUGUCGGUUAAGGUGGUCAAUCGUAGCAGCUUUCGUGGAAUUCGAAAGUGUCCGAAGUGCGGCUUAUUUAAUGGAAAUCGUGCGGAACAUUGUAAAAACAGUUCAUGCCUUUCAAUCUUGCAGUCGGGAUCCAAGAAUCGGGCAGAAAAAAACACCCCGGAUGGUUCGUCGUUUGCAGUUCACCUGCACCAGUCGCCGCUGUAUAGUGUUACCCACAGCAAUGGCCUACGAAGCUUCAUCGAACAUUCUUCGAACGAGCCCGAUGGAAAAAUGUUAUUGCGCACGGUAGCCGGCAACAGUGUGAAGGAUGCAAACUCGGUAAUACAACUUAUUUUGAACUGUAAAUCCGAGGCUGAACCAAUGCCAAUAAAGGACGCGGUGAUCGAGACACUUGCAGUGUCGGAGAUGGACAAGAAUUCGCUUGGAAAACAGCAAUUUCCUUUGGUACAACGGCUUUUCCAAGACCUGUAUGUCGUAGGCCAACCGGAUGGUGUUUGGCAGCACGUUAAAGCGGUAAGGCGCAAACAGAUAUACACGGAACUCCAAUGUUCCUGCCAUUCGGAGAGAGUGGCUAUGAACUGUUGGCACAAGUUGGCCACCAUAGCCGCGAUGCUUAGUGCUAGACACUGUUACGGCGCACGCUGGGCAAAACUGCUGCAAUCUUUCGUCAAGAAAGAGUCGUCACCAACACCGAAUCCCGUGCUGUCGUACGGGACGUUUCCUCUCUCCGACUGUAAUAUAGCGGCGAAAUGCCUCACGAUCGGAGGAUCAAACGUGGAAUACAUCGAUCUGGGUGGCAGUAAACUUCAGUCGACCGAAGUGAUACAGCAGGCACUAUUCAAUGAUAACGACGACCAAAGGUUCGAUUUAUCCGAUUCACUCAAGAUAGAUGUUUUAUCAAACGGGUACGAAUUGAUGAUCGAUGAUGGCACGACGGCAACGAUGGCAUCGCCGAUCAGCGAAGUUCCAGACGUAUUUGCAACAGCCGCUAUAGACGAUUUACAGCUAAUGAACUGCCAAAUCGAGUUAAUGGAUGAGUUUGAUUUAACGGAUCGUAUCGACUUCUGUCCGUCCGACGUUGAACUAAUCGAAACUGAAAAGCUACUACUUCCGACGAACGGCGAUGAAAAUCUGUCCAAUGCCAGUCCCGAUAUUGAGCCUUUGGUCGAAAUCUCGACGAAGAAAGGCGCGUUCCUGAAAGGUUUAACAAACGAAAAACUAACAAAGGGAAGUUACAGCUUGCGCAAGCUGAUGAGGGUUCUCGAAUCAAAUGGCAUCGUAUUCCACCGCUCCGCACGCUCUGCCCCCUCGUUCGAGGCGUCGGUCUGCAAUCUUUCUUUCGUCGGAUGGCUUGAGGCAGUCAUCGAGCAGCUCAAUUCCGUUAUUGACUACAAUAGAGACGGUCGGCCCGAACAGCAAAUUUUUCGUAUUCACGAAGAUUUUUUCCAUUGCUUACGGUCUCGAUUUUCCAUCGGUCAUGGAAAGCGCCAACCUGACUCGGUCGAUGACGAAGUCGUAAACAGCCAGCAUCGGGCGCUACAAACGCAGCACUACAAAUUCAGCCAUCACAACAGUCUGCAAAACGUGUUCCGGACCGAUCGCAUGAAACUUGCAUUCGAAAAGAAUUUCUCACGUUCCACCCGCGGCCAGUUCACGGCUGUCGACAAGGAGAAAGCUGAAAAUCCCUCACCUAGCAAUGGGCGACCAAUACAUCCUGAGUAUUACAGCACGUUUAUCAAGCUGGGGCGUUAUCAACAUGAGCUCAACCCACACAAGGUCUAUAGCCUUAGCAUCGCGUGGACCGCAGGCGUUUUGCCGCGUAGUGGAUUCGGCGAGCUUCGAAUCAACUUUGAAUAUGGUCACCGAAUGAACGGCCGCUAUGUGGCUCCUCCGUUAUCGUAGGCAUCGUUGUCUCCAUGUAUGAACCCUCAUCACAUAAGACAUAUUUUUACUUUUAUUCAUUAAAGCUGCGCUACACAAUCCCUGUUACACAUAUACAAAAAAAAUCUUAACCUCGACAAGUGAUAUAAAAUGGUGGUUCUACGACGCACAAGAU
Messenger RNA from Anopheles bellator, 2056 nucleotides. RefSeq lists its product as uncharacterized. The transcript has a single exon. The coding region runs from base 1 to 1902 and encodes 633 amino acids. Gene Ontology annotation, cellular component: nucleus. The record is from RefSeq and is a predicted model, not a curated record. Lineage: Eukaryota; Metazoa; Arthropoda; Insecta; Diptera; Culicidae.